This is a messenger RNA of Poecilia latipinna (sailfin molly), 1346 nucleotides long. RefSeq names its product hairy and enhancer of split related-7 (gene her7). The record is from RefSeq and is a predicted model, not a curated record. Bases 59 to 718 code for a protein of 219 amino acids. The transcript has 3 exons. Gene Ontology annotation, molecular function: protein dimerization activity. NCBI's taxonomy places the organism in Eukaryota, Metazoa, Chordata, Actinopteri, Cyprinodontiformes, Poeciliidae.
GACUGGGAAGGAAGCAGCUUUUCCUGGAUGAGAACAGAACUUUGGGAAGUCCAGGAUAAUGAAGCUGCUGCAAGAAACUGACGAUGCAACAAGGAAGAGAAAGCUGAUGAAAUCUCAGGUGGAGAAACGUCGAAGGGAGAGAAUGAAUCACAGUCUGGAGCGUCUGAGGACCAUGCUGCUGCAGGAGCCUCAACAAGGAGGGAUGCAGCAGAAGGCAGAGAAAGCUGAGAUUCUGGAGCACACUGUUCUCUUCCUGCAAAGAAACGCCAAAGAACUCAGGGAAAAGAUGGGAGGCCAGAAAUACUCCUUCCAGGACGGGUUCUCCAGCUGCCUGCAGAGGGCGUCGCAGUUCCUGGGUCCUGAAGGGAAAGGCCUCUGGCUCGGACCGGUCCUGGACGCCACCUUCUCUGCCCGCUUCCCACGCUCACACAGCCACUCUGCAGCCGCCCGCAUCAAAACCUCCAUCUCCAUGACCCACACCAAGUCCCUGCUCCAGAUGCUGAGGCUGAGGUCCAAGUCCAGUCAGCAGACGCAGGCCUCAGGGGCGAGCACCUCGGCUUGGCCGCGCAGAUUCUCAGCCCAACAGAGCUUCCCCAUGAUUCCCCAGCAGCCUCAGAUGCAAAGUGGGCUGGAGAUGGGAGCGGAGAGGCCGGGGAGCAAAGAGAGCUCGUCCCAGAGCGGGACCCUCAGCCAGACUUUAUGGAGACCAUGGCCCUGAUCAUCACAACCCCCAAAACCCCAGAACUCUCAAUAACCACCCACCCCUCCAUUAAAACUGCUUCUGUUUUCAUUCUACUCUCAAAAAAUAUCCUAACUCUCAUCUCUCUCUAAGCUUUCACCUGUAAAUAAUGUAAAAGAAACCUCAUGAUUUGUAGCUGUAGUAUUUUUGAUAAGGUUGACUCCCUCCAGUAGCUCAGAAAGUGUGGCGGCCGUGUUAUCUGCUGGCAGGCACGCAGGGAUUUUCGUGGACCAGGACCGGAUCUGGAUCCUCUGGGUUGGCUGGCUGGCACCGCUGCUGUGCUGAAGAGCGACUGGAGAGGUGAGUAUCCCUGACAUCCGUCUUCCCCGUGCCUUUAACUCCCAGACCUGUGUGAUUAGAGUCAGUGAUGCUAGUGUGAAUAAUGAUCGAGUCUCCGUCCGUCACAUUUCCAGGUGUGGAACCUGGAGGUUUGAGUUUGGGAGAGAGCCCUCAGUUUUUCCAUCUCAGUGCCGUCAUAUCUGCAACAUCUGUGGCUCUGAGUACAAAAUAACACACACACCGUCCCACAGAUAUUCACGUUUAUCUUGUCUGUUUUGCACAAUAAUUUAUUCUGCUGUUCUCCCUAUGGUGAGCAUUAUUCUGUUUU